AUGAAUUGCCAACACGAUGACCCAUUGAACGGCAACGGUGGUGGUGGAAAGUCCAGUCCCUUCCUGAACAGCUACGAAAGUCUGAACAUAUCUAAGAACAGUUCCGCUGAAGAAAUUGCGGAAAAAUACUUAAGGAGUAAAUUGAGCAUGGAUUUUAAAAGCGUUGGCAAGGCAAGUUACGGUACCAGUGGAGGUGCUCACAGGGAUUUUUAUGAGGGCAGAAAUGUAGCGGAAAAGUCCAACAAUGGCAGAACGGCUAAUGGUCAUAGGGGUCAUUUUAACGGAGUGAGUGGCCAGACAAGCUAUCGUAGUAGAGCGAAUAAUUACUCACAUCCCGAACGGAAGGCGAACCCUAACCCGAACUAUGAUAGUCACUUCAAUAACGUGUCGAUCUUUUCCGAGACAGGGAACACGAACAGCGGCGGUGCCGGCAAUCUCCACUUUAAUUACUCUUCUCAGCAAAAUGAUCAGAGCAGAGGGUACACAAAUUCAGUUUCGUUCUCAAAUAAUAUGACCAAUUUUUUUAGCUCCACAAAUUCGGCUAGUCCAACUGAUUUUACACACCUCAGCAAAUUCAAAGAGGAAAAAAAAAGCGGCUACUAUGUGGAAGACGAGUUUUUGAAGUUUGGACAGGGUGCCUCCAAAGCGGUGCCCGACGAUGAUCCCAACAGGGUCAUUCAGAUGAACAGCAUUGAUGAGCUGCUUAAGAAGUAUGGAAGUAGUGGCAUCAACAUGGAGGUCAACAUGGACCUCGAACGCACUACAUGUAGUAACAUACAGCCACAACGCAGAUUUGAAGGAGGUGCUAACCCCAUUUUCCAUCGCCCAAGUGGGAGGAAGAAUAAUGAAGGCACCAAAAUUAGAACCUCCUUCACGAACAAAGCAGAUUAUACAAGUGAAAAUCGCCUGGGAAGGGAGAGCAACAAGAGCUACUACCCCAACCGGAUGAGCAGAUUCGCUCGAGACACCUCCCAGGGUAGUAGUAAAAAAAAAAACUUAAUGCAAAGAAAUAAGGAUUAUGUGCAUUACCUCAGCAACCGAAAUAGCCUCCUCAAAAAUGAAGUGUCGAUUAGGAAAGACUUGGGUAAGAAGAAAGUUCUCCCGAGCAAAAUUGAAAGUACGUACUUGAGGAGAAAAACGAAUAUGGAUGGGAUCAGACGACACGGAUCCCUGUUUAGCUCUGUUCUGAGGGGAUACCAGAGCAGGUGCAACAACGAGAAUGAGCUGAUUAACGACAUUCACAUUUUUAACAACAGCCAUGUGGAGGCUGCUCAGAGUAGGAGCACUUACAGGCGGACCUUAAACAAGGGAAAUCCCAACCAAAUUGAAAGGGGUGAUGGGAAUGGUUUUCCUGGGGGUAAGUCUGCACAUGGUGAUCGCAUUGGCAGUAGCGCCAUUAACAUGAGUUUCCUCAAAUCGACCUUCUCUGAGUCGGGCAACUUUGUAGACUUGCCUGUGAAUGGGGGUACAAAUAGUAGGGGCGUGAAUGGCCCCCUAAAUAGCCUAACAGAGGACAGUUCUGAUUUGGCCUCCCUCGGUAGGAGAAUCCAACCUGGUGAAUUAUUAACGAAUAGUGUUCACAUGGUAGAGAUGCACCCCAGUAAGGAAAACUCCACACAUUACAAUGAUUUAAGUAGCAAGGAAGGAACGUAUGGUGCAUUAUGUAGGGAAGGUGGAGUAAGUGGCAUGGUUAGACACACUACGGUGAGGGGGGAACAGAAUGGGGAGUACUUUCCUUCCCCCGGGGAUGCAUAUCAUGAUAAGGCAAACACCAGUGUGUAUGAAAAGAAGCUACCCCCCACGGGUGAUUAUUUAGUGAGAAGUGGUGAAAAGGUUCCCCUUAGGAAUUGCAAACAGAGCAACAUCCGUAGUGGUAGCGGCGCUAACCAGGGGGGGUUCCUCGGAUACAUCACCCCUAGUACGAUCAGAUCGGAUGGGGAGAAGAAUCUCCUCCACCCUUUGUACUUGUCUGAAAGGAAACUAAGUAGCAUAUUCAACAACAAGGUGGAAAAUAACAAUCUGCUCAGUAGUAAUGCAAGUACAUACAGUGGGGGGAAGAGAGAGGGAACUGUCCCAAACUGUAGUGAGAAAAGAUCAACCCAGGGAAAAAUAACCGACGGGGGUAUGCUAAACGGUGGAACUUAUGAAGACUACUGCAAGUACAUCACGGAGUCGAUCAAUGGAAUACCCAUAACGAUAAAGAAUAUAGAUGUGUUGCUCGCCUUGGCAUUGUACUUUUUAACACAUGAGAUGAAUGGAAACCCCAAGGGGAGUGAACUUCCAGACCAGGUCCUCAUAAAGUUGCUGAACAAGAUUUUGUACUGCUUGAAUCUGAAGACCUGCUUGCUGAAGGAUAACCUGGGGGGCAAACUCGGGGACAGCAACAAGUACUACUAUAUACAGAUCAGGAAAAAUGAAAAGUCCGCACCUGAGGGGGGUCAGGAUGAAGAAAAGGACUAUAUAAAGGGAAACUCCCCUGAAAGGGCGGUGAAGACAACCCCUACAGAUGACAGUACUAAAAAGAAGGAAUCUUCUGACCCCCCCAACCAUGUGAACUUCUUCACCUUCUACAAUAAGCGAAUCGUGUUAGAAAGGAAGGACCAAGUGGGCACCACAGAUGAGAAUCCCACAGGACCCCUCCCCAACCAAAGUCACUUCUGUCAGGAUAAAAUAUUAAAAAUAGCUUGGUGUCUAUGUGUUCUGAAAAAGAAUACGCAGUACGUGGAUUUGUUGCGUAUCCUCUACAAGGAAGUGGAAUGCAUGAGCGUAUCCAAUGAAUUGAUCUUCUGCGUGAGUUACCUUUUUAAGUAUUGCAACAUAAUCCACGUGGAAGAGUGUAAAUCUGAGUUGGCCAACCAUGUUCAUCUACCAUUAGAACAAAGCAGUAAUGAGAACCUGUGCAUGUAUCUGCAUCUACUUCACAUUUGCAGUGCAUAUGACAAGAGCUUCUUAACCCACAGUCAUAGGAAGAACAUCGACCGGAUUGUGGCCUACUUUUACGACAGGGUAGAGCACCUAAACUUGUAUGCUUGUACUAACAUCCUGUGUGCCUUAUCCAACUUAGACGUAAAAAAUGGAGAUUACCCCUACUUCUUUCACAAGACACUAAACUACCUUCGCAGUAACGUUAAGAAGUUAACUAAGUGUGUUCUCUUAGUUCAUAUCCUGUGGUCCUUGUGCUUAAUAGAGGUGUGUUGCACCGAUUUUUUCAAAGACCUGAGUGAAUACAUUAUAAGCAUUUUGCACUUCCUACCUUUGGGGGAGUUCAUUACGAUCUCGUGCUGCUUCAGCUGCCAGAAAAUGCUCACCGUCAGAAAUUACCUUAACAAUGUUAGGAGGACAGGGGAAGGCAAAUCAGAGCAGAGGUGCGGGAUCAACAUUUCGAAUGAGAGUGAAAGGGAGUAUAGAACGUACGAACCUGUGAUCGCCGAGUACUACGCACGCAGGAAGCUCUUCCCCUACUGCUUCUACCGUCGACCGGUUUGUCACGCACUUGUCUUUAAGAUUCUUGCGUAUGGGUUUCUGCAGUAUGAGCAGAGGGAUGGUGGGGAAGCCCUCACCGGGGAGGCGUUUCCCCGUGAGGUGAUUAGAGAUCAUACUGAUCGAAGUGGUACGAGGAGGAAAACCUGCAGGAGCCUCAGCGUGGAGAACAGCAAGGGGGGCUCCUCCGGUGGGCGCGAUUCCAGUGUGCAGAGUAGCUCUCGUUUUAACAGUUCCAGUAUUUGUAGAGCGGGCCCAACUGGCGGCAUCACCACUACAGGUGGUGGUCUCGGUGGAGAACCCCACAACGAGGUGCAGAAAAAUAAGUACCCCAAAAAAAUCAGCGAAAAGAAGAAGAUAAAAGAACACUACAAAAUGUAUGAACAGAGUAACAAGUAUGAGUUUGCGUUGAACUCAUGUGAGAGGAUCCUAUUUGAAAAUCUAAUAGAGGACUGCUGCAACAACUUCGAUGCGUUGAAGUCUAGCCACCUCAUCGAGCUGUUGUUCACUCUAUGCACACUGAACUUGGAUAGAUCGAAAAUCGUUAAAAUAGUUGUAAGAAAAAUUGACUACUCCCUUUUUGAGGAAAACUACGAAAAAGCAAUGAAGAAGAAGAAGAGCAUACAUAAGGACCUCACCGAGGAGGAGAAAAAAAACGAAAAAAACGACCUCAUCUUACUUAACUACAUUUACAACAAAUACGCGGAGGAGGAGAGAAGUCCCUGUUUUGGGAAGAGUGACGUAGACGAGGGGUUCCUUCAAAUGGUAGACAAUAUAUACUUCUGUCGGUAUAUCAAAGACGACUUGUUCCUACGGGUCAUUAGAACAGGCAAAGGGGUAGAAAGAACCACCACAGGGGCAUUUUCCAAGUUGAGGCAUAUUUUAAAUGCAGCAACGGUGAGCAGGGAGAGUCGCGAAAGUAGGGACACCGGGGGAAGAAGCGAUCACGUGGGGAACAUAAACUCGGGGAAGGAACUCACCCCUGCGGAAGGAGAAUACAUGUCUGACUCACACCAGCAUGGCACAGAUACGGUUAACGGAUCGAGGGAAGGAAUAAAAGAGAGACCACACACGGGAGAACACCCCACGGGGAAUGUCUCCAACCAACAGAGGGGCACUACCCCCAAUGGAAAUGGACUGACUGAUAGGUAUCCCCCAGGGGGAAACAUCCAAAUGGAGGAAAAGCAAGUGGACCGCCCCGAUGGAGUUUCUCUUCCGAUUGACGGAGGAGAGUACACACGUGAGGAGGUUCACCGUGUGGGCGAUACACCCAGGCAGCUAAGCAAAUUCAAGGAGGACCUAAAGCACACAUACGACGCUGCCAUUUCUUACUGCAACAAGAGGACCAACAAUCUUGGCAAGGAGACUCCCCUGAGCAACAAUGGUAGUGCAGUAGAUAAGGCACUACAAAGUGGGAACCCGCAACACAAUGAACACUUCUUAAACCACGAAAUAUAUGACCACAUAGUUUCGAAGAGAAAUAUAAAAAAUAUUAUGAACAGAUAUAAGGAGAAGGGAAUGGUUCAGAAGAUAUUCUUCUCACCAUGCCGUGACAGUGCUGCUCAUGUCGGUACCUGCGAACGGGCAAAGGAGAAACACAGCUUCAAUUUUUACAGGACGUUUAUUCUGCUGCUGCAGCUUUCUGCCCUUUCGCUGCUUUCCUUCGUCGUCCUCUUUGUUUACACGUCGCUCAGGUAG
Plasmodium coatneyi is the source of this 5178-nucleotide messenger RNA. RefSeq lists its product as uncharacterized. NCBI's taxonomy places the organism in Eukaryota, Apicomplexa, Aconoidasida, Haemosporida, Plasmodiidae. The record is from RefSeq and is a predicted model, not a curated record. The coding region runs from base 1 to 5178 and encodes 1725 amino acids. The transcript has 3 exons.